AUGAAGGUCAUCGAGAAAGGCACUGACCGCACGGCCUUUGCGCAUAUCACCGUCGAAGGGCGAGUGAAUCCGCUCGAAGAAUACGGUCAGUAUAUCGACGUUCGCGAUAAGGCCAUUUGCUGCUAUGUCGCCGUCGAAGAGGGCCAGAAGCUUCGGAUUAAGGGCAGUUUCUCAGGAUUGACCCUCAUCGUUGCCUACGACUGCCUUGUAGACGGAGUCUGCCGCAAGGCAAAUUCAUACGCUGGCAAGUCCGUGCAAGUGCAGAAGAGUAAGAAGCUCGAUAUUGAGAGUUUUCUGUAUCAGAUGCCAGACGGUGUCAUCGACACAGAGAUAUUAGUUGUUCCUUACACCGGAAAGACGGAUCUCAACAAAGAGGCGCCCGAGACUGUGGGUACUAUCGAGCUGCGAGUCUACAUCACUCGACAAUUUGAUGUGGAGCAUGAGAUCGACGAUGGAUGCACGUACGACAAGAUCAAGGAAGCCGUGGGCUCCGACAUCCAGAUUGCCAACUACAAGGAUGUCCCACCGCAGUAUCACAUAGCUUUCAAGAAGAACUGCUGCAUUCUCGAAGGACGCAAGGGCAGUGCCGAAAAGAAGAAAGUUCACGCGAAGCGUCCUGGCAAAGAGCCUUGGGCGAUUUUCCGCUUCCACUAUCGCACCAAAAAGUCGAUCGAGGCCAACAAUAUGGAUAUGACUUUCGAUGCAGCUGACACAGCUCCCGCGAAGCAAAAAGCCCACACACUUGAGCUCGACUCUGUGCCUCCGCUACUCAUCGGCUCCAAGCCAGCGGGCAAGAACGAUGGCGAGAACUCAGUACGCACGUCAUCUCCAGCGUCUUCUGAGGCGCCUUCAACGCCCACCAAGGGCGCGAAGAAGUCCCAAUUUGCCCAAGUAAGAGAGCGUCUCUCCUCCGCGCAUUGCCCCUCCGUGCGUUGCCCGAUUGAGUCUAUCAACGUCAUACCGACACCCAAGGUAAUCGUUAAGAAGAAGCAGAUCAAACUCGAAACAACUACCACGAGCCCAAUCUCCGAAAUGGCGCCCACCACCAACACUGAGCCCGCUGAGGCACCAGACAUGCCCAAUGAAAUCCUGGAUGAUGUUCAUUCCACACCACGUAAGACCAAGAACGAUGCCGCAGGUGACGAGAUCGUCAACGACGAGAAGGCUAACAACGACGUUCCUACCUUUCAGAAGGAUGGUGGCGAUGAGCCGGCCACUGGCACUCCCAAGAAAGCGGCAAAGAAGGCAGCGAAGAAGGCUACCGAGACCGUCGACGCAGAGCUCGAGAAGUCCAGCAAGGAGGUCCUCAAGAAGACCGUCAAGAAGGCCGAUGAGAAGAAGGAUUGUGAUUUGGCAGACCUGACUGCCCCAUCCCAAGCCGUGGAGAUAUCCAACACACCCACAGUGCCGCACCCUGCCGAUAUUCCCAGCGUCUUCGACAUACCCACAGCGCCAACUACCACGACUCUUCAAGCUAGCGUCGUCCCCAAUAUCAAGGACUUUGUCAAAUCUGGCACCAAAGGCUUCACUUCGCCCUUCAAGAAAGCAGUCACUAAGCCUGCUGCCAUCGACACGACUACACCCACGGUCCUCCAGAGGCCUGCCAUUCCACCUACGCCUACAUCUCCUCUCAAGCGCGCCCCGGAGGAUACAUUGACUCCACCGCCCGACAUCAAGCGCAUCAAGAGUGAAACCGUCCCACACCUCACACCAACGCGCCUUCCACGUGCAUCAGCCGCCUCGCCGUGCCCACGUUCCCCGUCAAUGGAAGCGCAGGUCGCAGAGCAGCGCAAACGCCUCGAGGCUGCGCGUAAGAAGCGUGACGAGAUGGCCAAGCAGAAGGCUGCUGUGGAGAAGAGGCUUGCACCCUACAAGCAGCGAAUGGCCGAAGAGCUGGAGCGCUUGAAGCAGGAGACGGCAGAUGAGGAGGCGGAGAUGGCUGCAGAUGAGGAGGAAUACAUGGCCAGCAAGGCUAUGUUGGCUGAGUUCGAGCGCGGCGAGGGUGGGAUCUAUGUGGCGACUUAG
Molecule: messenger RNA, 2025 nt
Organism: Didymella exigua CBS 183.55
Lineage: Eukaryota; Fungi; Ascomycota; Dothideomycetes; Pleosporales; Didymellaceae
Exons: 4
Coding region: 1-2025 (674 amino acids)
Source: RefSeq, a predicted model, not a curated record